AUGCAUCCCCUGGUUGAGAAAGCGGUUUUUUUAACCGAUUGUCGUUCGGACUCGAAUGAUUUGAUUGUGGUUGUGAUAUACAACAAAGGCGAUGUAGGUGUUCUGAGGCUUGGGGAUGAAAGAUGGAAACCACUAGUUGAAUACCAAGGUAAGUCGUAUCGUGACCUCAUUAACUUCAAAGGGAAAAUCUAUGCUAACAUUAGUGAGUUUUCAGCUCCCUUGAAAUUCCCUGUGGGUGACAAGAAGUAUUUGGUGGAGUCAUGUGGAGAACUCUGGUUACUGGAUAGAGAGUGGAGAACGCAAUCAGACAAUGUGUGGUAUUAUCCGGAAGCUAAUAUUGUACUCGCAGAACUUGCUUGGUAUGAAAAGGUGAUCUGGUUCAAUGUCUACAAACUGGAUGAGGAAGAACACAAAUGGGUAGAGGUGCCUGAUCUAGGCAAUAGGAUAUUGUUUGCGGAUAGAGAUCGUUCGUUCUCGGUUUCUGCUGCAGAUUUCGCAGGAGACAAUUGCAAAGGGAACUGUGUUUUCUUCUUGAACUCUUGUAGUAUCUAUGACAAAAACUAUCACGAUGACAAUGAUGCUCUUAGGGGAUUAGGUGGUAAAGAGCCUGAGAUUUACCUUGUAGGGGAUCACUGUGUUGAUCAACUAGUAGCCUACCCUGGCUAUGCCGACCAAUUUUGGCCUCUCCCAAGCUGGCUUGCAACAGUUUCAUCUUCUUCAUCUCAAUCCUAAAAGAAUUAGUUGAAGAAAUGCAUAAUGCACAGCUGAAAUACACAUGUUAAGAGGUUAAGAGCUCUUUAGAUGCAUUAGAAGCAAAUUUUGUGCUACGGAGCUCGAUAAAGUUUACUCCAUCUUUUGCCCUUCUGGUUGGAUUUUGUUUGCCCGAGCUCCGAUCCUCUUGGGGCCUUCUUUUGCUUCAUUGGCCGGAUGAAUGCUUCUUCCCUCAAGAAUAUGUGUGUAAAAAGGAAGAAAACUGUACUAGUUAACUUUAAUUAGUUUGUUCCAUUUGGUAAUGCAUGAAUGUUAUUUGUGCAAAAUGUACC
This is a messenger RNA of Rhododendron vialii, 1043 nucleotides long. RefSeq names its product F-box protein SKIP23-like. Lineage: Eukaryota; Viridiplantae; Streptophyta; Magnoliopsida; Ericales; Ericaceae. The transcript is spliced from 3 exons. The coding region runs from base 1 to 732 and encodes 243 amino acids. The record is from RefSeq and is a predicted model, not a curated record.